Messenger RNA from Perca fluviatilis (European perch), 3145 nucleotides. It is a transcript of the gene lin28aa, whose product is annotated as lin-28 homolog Aa. The coding region runs from base 319 to 801 and encodes 160 amino acids. Gene Ontology annotation, molecular function: zinc ion binding; nucleic acid binding. The record is from RefSeq and is a predicted model, not a curated record. The transcript is spliced from 4 exons. Lineage: Eukaryota; Metazoa; Chordata; Actinopteri; Perciformes; Percidae.
CGCUCUUUAGAGAUUCUGACAUCCUGCACACCUCCAGGAUCACUUAUUUUGCACAAACUCGCGGGAUAUUAAUUUAGAAAGGAUGUCGUGUGUUGCUCAUUUGCUUUUUCGAAAUAAGUGACGGUUUAAUUUUAAUCGAAAUUAAGACAAUAACACAGCCUCAGCUUGUUACUCAUUUUAUUGAUUCAUAUUGAUUGAUGAUGUUGCAACGCCAGAGAAAGGAGAGUGUGUAAGACCGAGGAGGAUGAGGGACCGAGCACCGAGGAGGAUUCACGGUCUUUCCACGGGGUCGGCGUGUGUAAAUGGUUCAAUGUCCGCAUGGGCUUCGGGUUCCUGUCCAUGACCAACCGUGAGGGAGUGCUACUGGACGAACCGGUUGAUGUAUUUGUCCAUCAGAGCAAGUUGCACAUGGAGGGCUUCCGUAGCCUAAAGGAAGGUGAGGCAGUUGAGUUUACCUUCAAGAAGUCAUCAAAGGGCCUGGAGUCGCAGAGAGUUACCGGACCAGACGGCAUCCACUGUGUGGGCAGUGAAAGGAGACCCAAAGGCAAGAAGGUCCAGAAGCGACGUUUGAAGGGAGAUAGGUGCUACAACUGCGGAGGCCUGGACCACCAUGCUAAAGAGUGCAAGCUACCACCCCAGCCCAAGAAGUGCCAUUUCUGCCAGAGCAUCGACCACAUGGUUGCCAACUGCCCAAUCAAAGCACAACAGUCCUCACCGGGUUCUCAGGGAAAACCGUCCUCCUUGAAAGGUGACGAGGAGGAGCACAGCCUUUCGGCCCCGCCACCCGAGACCUCCGAUUAAGCUAUAAAUUGGGCAACACUGACGCCGGGGAAGCACAGAGGCCAAUCAUAUUGCUUUGAUGGAGAGACGGGACACAUGGAUCCCCUUCCACCUGUUGAAGCUGCUUUUGGAACUACCUCAGGUUAAAAAAAAAUAAUUGCUGAUGAAGAAUGUUGCUAAAGUUUUGUUUGUUUGUUUUCAGUUGGUGUAACACUCAGGAAUACUGCUGUAUUAUUGCACUGAGGACGCUUUCUAAAUGUUUGAAUCACUGCUGUUUUAAGAGGUUUGAGGUUGUAGUGAGCAAUGCCAUAUGACGGAUUAUCUUGAGUUUUUGUAGAAUGUUUUCUUUUGUGAAGCUGUGCCCCUUCUGUGGGCAUUAUACCUCUUUUAUUUUUGCGCAAUACUCAGUGUGUUUAGUACUUUUGCUGCCUUACCAUUAAGUCUUCUUCCUGACUGUUACACCUCGCUAUCCGACAAGGCAGAGACGUGACAGUUUGUACCUCUGUAAUGAAUGUUAGUUUGCAUAUCGCAUGGGGAAGGGGAGGGUUUGUGAAAACAUGGGACGGGUUUUAGGGUAUAGCUACAGGCAAUGUAUUGGCAUUUGCCAAUAUUGCAAUUGACCAUCCAGUUUUCCUGGGGCCAAAUGAAUGUCAGACUAUAAGUGGUUUCCAGCUUUUGGUCAGAGUUAUCUUUCUUAUUACAUUACUUUCAUCCAGCAUUUUGCUGGCUGUCUAAAGGUGCACGGUCUACCUCAUUGUUUCAUGUCUGCUACUAAACUCAUGUCAUUCUAACCACUGAUGGUAAACCAAAUAGAAUACAGCUUUGGAGAUUGUGACUUAAAUUGGGAUUAAGUCAAAUCCUUUUUGCACUACAGUAUUUACACAACAUUGCCAUUAGUUGUAAUAGACCAUAUUAAAGAGUAACUUAACACUUCCUGAAAAUGGUUAAUGACAGUUUCGGAAAAAACUUAAGACAUUUUGGAACACAUCUCCUCCAAUUCUGACGACAUAGGUAUGGGGAGAAGGUGUUUCCAUAGCUGAUGGAGUAGACUGGCCAUUAAAAUCUCUUGAAACUCUGACCAGACCCCAGCUGGAUGUGGUCAGUUGUACUUUAAGUCUUUCUUUGCGAGACGUAUCUCCACAGCGCUGUGGAGUAAGGCCUGGCUACACUAUGUUCUGGGAUAGGAGGAAAAAAACGCUCUGGGUUGUUUGCAUUUCUUUAAACCAAUCGCUAUGGCCUUGGGUGGUGCUAAGUUCUGGAUGCAUCGACGAUGCCACAGCAAAAUAGUCUCAGAAAGGAACUUGUUGUUUUGGAAACAUUUGAACCCUGCAAAAGUAAAAACCACAUACAAUAUUAAAGUAAUAGUUAACAGUUAAUAGUAAACUGACAAAACAAUAACAUGAGCUAUUUAAGUUAGCUGGAUACAUGGCUAAACGUAAUUUGCUCUUCCCAGUAUAUCGUUGUGUGUACUUUGUCCAUUGCUUUGUCCUCGCCAAUUGGUCCCGAAACGUCCCAGUUAGAUGGCAAAUGGAGGAAAACAGUCUUUGUUAAUCUUUAAAAUCAUUCACCGAAAGAACCAAGCAGACCUGCCUUAUUGCACGAUUCAAAAUUUGCCAUUUUCAGCGUGUUACAUUAGCUUGCUAGCUCAGAGGUUGUUCAUGUUGUGAAGGGGCAACAGACUAGUUGUACUUAGGUGUGUGAUGUAGCAGCUCCACGCUACAUCACAGCUGCUCAGUGUGCCAAAAAUCAUAUCGCCACUGUUUGGCAUGGGUGUAGUUACUCGUUAAAGUCUCAAUCAGAGAGGGCAGCAAAAUACUGUUUUUUUUUGUUUGUUUUUUUUCGAUUUUUUUUCUAGUUACUCGUUAACUUUUUUUGGGAGCUUAGUAAACUUUCCAUCUAUAGUAUAUACUCAUUGUAUUGGCUGCUGUAUAAGAAUACUGCUGUUUUACAAUUCCCUCAACUUGGAUUUGAUAGAAUUCCAAACAAUAUGAUACUAAACCUAAUACAUCAAUAAGAUACUUGACCUGGACUGAGUUACUGAAGAGUCCAGCUAGCUCUCCUCUUGAUACUUGAAUAAAAUGAGGCAGAAUCAGACAUGAUGUUGCCAGUGGCAAGGCUGAUGUUUUUGUUUAUAUCUAGUGUGAUCCAUUUCUAGGUUGUUCUUUAAGACAUUACCUCCCUAUAACCCUUAGUAGGGUAAUAGUUCAGGAACACCAAGCCUGCACGGAGGAGCAUGUAGAACUAGCUAGCUAAUCAGUAUUUUACUCCCGUUUUACAGGAGAAGCUGACACGACUUUUACACCCAAUUAAUAUAUAUGUAAAAUUAUUCUAAAGCCUUUUAAAAAAAAAUAAUAAAAAAAAAAAA